AUGCCCCAACCGCAACCUGUCCCUCACGACCUUACUCUGUGCCGCAACUCAGCCCUACCUAUCCCGCCUCUUAAACCACGCCCCAUGCCCUAUAUUCUCCUAGCACCCAAGCUGACCACAACUAUGCAACCAAUCAUCCACAUCGUCGAACCAUUUGAGGGAGUCGUGUCCCGGGAGAUGCCGAUCGGGAUCGUUGGGCUAGAGAUCUGGACAAAUUGUCAGCGUGAUGCAAUCACCUACAUCAAAGACUAUGGACAAGCCGACAAUACAUUUCACCGGACCAUGACAUUCUACAAAGAAUGGAUCCACAUCCUGCCUGAUGGAGUGGAGUUCGUGUGGGCACACUACGACCGAUGUGCCAACCGCGAGAUGCGUGCAAGCAUCCAACUCAAUCUCAUGGCGACCAUGGUCACCUGGCAAUUGGUGGUGGUCACUCCAUGGGGAAGGUCAGAGUUCCAGUACGAACAGUGUUUCAAUUACGGUACCAGCAGAGGGGGGUACAACUGGCAGUUGGACAAUGGCUCGUUCUAG
Rhodofomes roseus is the source of this 531-nucleotide messenger RNA. RefSeq lists its product as uncharacterized. The transcript has 2 exons. The coding region runs from base 1 to 531 and encodes 176 amino acids. NCBI's taxonomy places the organism in Eukaryota, Fungi, Basidiomycota, Agaricomycetes, Polyporales, Fomitopsidaceae. The record is from RefSeq and is a predicted model, not a curated record.